UCAUUCUUUUUUCCAAAAAAGGUCAUACCCCGAUGGUCACGUGAUUCCCUCCAUCCAAUGAUGCCUGAGAAUCCACUGUAGCGGUUUCCAGUCUUGUGACAAAGUAUAAGUUUAGCCACAUUUCCACCUGUUGCUUUUGUUCGGUAAGCUGUGUUUGUGAGCCACCAAGACUCUUCAUCGACCAACAUGGCAUUCUCAGGCAUUCUUCUCUGCGCAUUGAUGAUGGUGCUUGCUGGAAACUCUGUGAGUGGGCAUUCUCCGCCCAACGGACUAGAAGAUAAAGAGUGUGUUCCUGCGGUAGAGGCGAUGAGGACCUACUUCAGGAAGGACUCCGUGCAGAAGUUCAUCUCCUCUACUUUGAAGAAUAGCUGUCUUGGCGUCCGCUCUAAGGACAAGUGUGACCUGAAGGUGAAGGAAGCCAUGACCGACCUGGAUGAAAUCGUUUUCAGCAAGAUGCAACCGAAGGACCUGUGUGUCCUCCGCAACUAUACAGGCAAUGGAGUCGGCAAGAAAGUCCAGGUGAAAGGAGGUGUCCUCUGUCGUACUAUCGUGACCUUGGUCAGGAAUUACCUGGAGGAGCAUUCGGAUCUGAUCACUGAUGUCGUCGCCGAAGCCGCCGCUGGCAUCUGUUCUUACGUCCCGUUGCCUGAUUUCCUGUUCCCGUGCAAGGAAGUGGUCAGGAAGUUCAUGGCGGAGCUUUUCAAUCAAAUCGUGAACGAGCUGAACCCAGCAGUCAUCUGCAAUAUAUAA
Molecule: messenger RNA, 750 nt
Organism: Branchiostoma floridae (Florida lancelet)
Lineage: Eukaryota; Metazoa; Chordata; Leptocardii; Amphioxiformes; Branchiostomatidae
Exons: 8
Coding region: 187-750 (187 amino acids)
Source: RefSeq, a predicted model, not a curated record